UUGGUGCUUAUUGCCAAGUGGAAUGGCCUAGUCAAAAUAUUGAGUGGUUACCAAGUCGCUAUUGGUUGGAGAUUGUUUUGGUCUAUCUCGAUUUGUCAAUAUUUUCUGUUACCCUUGGUGCUUUCGGAUGUAAAAAAUGUCUAAAAAAGGAGGGUCAGAAAAAACGUUAUGGGACAUUGCUGUUGAAGAAAGAAUCAAAGAAGAAGUUGGAUACAAAGAUAAAGGGAAAGAAGACACCAGUGACCAGCCAACAGAAAGUUGUAUUUUGGUUUGUGGUAGCAAGCAAAGUGGGAAAAGCUCAAUGAUACUAAGGUUUUUAGAAAGGGAUGAAAACCCGAAGCCAACAGUAGCAUUAGAUUAUACAUUUGCCAGACGCCCAAGAGGACACAAAAUGAUCAAAGAUGUUUGCAAUAUUUAUGAACUCGGGGGAGGAGCAAGCAUGUCAAGACUGAUAGAAACCAUUAUAACAUCAUCAUCAAUAAGUUCAAAGAACUUGUCUAUAGUGGUUGUCUUGGAUCUUUCACGGCCAAACGAUCUAUGGGAGACCCAGGAGAUCCUUUUGAAAGAGGUAAAACAUUUAGUGAAGAAAGCAUUGAGCGAGAUUGAUCGAAGCGCCCCAAGCACUUCUGCUAAGAUGAAACAAAAAUGCUGGGAACGCGUUGGAGAAAACCAUGCGGACAAAAACUUGCUGGAUCCACUUCAAAUCCCAUUGCUGAUCAUUGGUAACAAAUACGAUAAAUACCAGGAAAUGGAGCCCGAAAAGAAGAAAAUUAUCAGCAAAACUCUUAGAUUCAUCGCCCACAAAAACGGCGCUUCUUUGCAGUUUUCAAGCAACAAAAUUGACAAUUUGAGUAGCAAGACUAGAAGUCUUUUUGCUAAUAUGGCGUUUAACAUGUCUGUUGGGAAAUCUUCUGUAACGGACCAUAACAAGCCAAUUAUUGUACAUGCUGGCCAGGAUAAAUUUGAUGAUAUCGGUGCCCCAUCAAUCUCAGCUGAUCGAAUGAUGCGCGUAAAAGGAGGGACUCCUGAUGAUUUGUGGAGAGAAUCUUUUUCAGAGGUUUUCCCUCCCCAGAAUUCUGAGAAAGAAGAGCUGAAAAACGACCCAUCAAAAGACCGACAAUAUGCAGAACAGAACAUUGAUGCCAUUAAAGCUCAAAAAGACCAGGAACUCGCCAACUGUCGCAAGCAAUCUGAAAGAAAGGCAAAGGAGGCAGGUGCUGGUUCAAGCCGGGCCUCGAAAUCAGAACAGAAGAGAAAAGCAAGAUGAUUGGUCUGGAGUGGAAAGUAUCACCAGCACGGGAAGCUUUGCACUUGUAUCUGGUACUCAUGUUGGCAUCACUAACAGGGCUGUGCUUGUCGUAAGUCUCUUGCAUAGACCAAUUAGGCAAAAUAAUUCAUUCGCUAUGUUUAUGCAAAAACGAAGGAACUGAAUUUCUCUUAAAAAGACGUUCUGUUAUUGUAUAAAAUUGUUUUAUUGUCUUUGAAGUGAAAAAAAAGUACUUACUUGUA
This is a messenger RNA of Rhopilema esculentum, 1509 nucleotides long. Its product is annotated as cytoplasmic dynein 2 light intermediate chain 1. Gene Ontology annotation, biological process: intraciliary retrograde transport; intraciliary transport involved in cilium assembly. The record is from RefSeq and is a predicted model, not a curated record. Gene Ontology annotation, molecular function: dynein heavy chain binding. Lineage: Eukaryota; Metazoa; Cnidaria; Scyphozoa; Rhizostomeae; Rhizostomatidae. Gene Ontology annotation, cellular component: cytoplasmic dynein complex; axoneme; ciliary basal body.